Messenger RNA from Scomber scombrus (Atlantic mackerel), 4028 nucleotides. RefSeq names its product interleukin 6 cytokine family signal transduce (gene il6st). The record is from RefSeq and is a predicted model, not a curated record. Bases 147 to 2777 code for a protein of 876 amino acids. Lineage: Eukaryota; Metazoa; Chordata; Actinopteri; Scombriformes; Scombridae. Gene Ontology annotation, cellular component: signaling receptor complex; external side of plasma membrane; membrane. Gene Ontology annotation, biological process: positive regulation of tyrosine phosphorylation of STAT protein; cytokine-mediated signaling pathway. The transcript is spliced from 16 exons. Gene Ontology annotation, molecular function: cytokine binding; cytokine receptor activity.
UCCAUAGCACCACUAGCACAUACGUGACACAAAUAAUGAGGUUUACUUAACUUGUUUGACCAUUGUUAGGUUUUUGUAUAAAGAGAGAUGGUUUCGAUCUAGUUCAAGUUAUUCAGAGACUAAAACUGACGCUAGUUUGCAUCAUCAUGAUGUCUGCUGUGCUUCAGCUGGUGCUGUUAGCUUGCGUUGCCCCUGUUCUAUCUGCUAACGGUGAAAGUAUCAGCCAUUUGAUGAUAACCCCUGAGUCUCCACUGCUAGAGAUUGGGACCAACUUCACAGCGACAUGCAUGAUCAUCAACACAACUGAAGUAACAGCAGAUGACCUCUACUGGACUCUGUCUAAGACUACUAUACCCAGUGAAAAGUACACUAAGAUCAAUAGAACAGCUCUUAGUGUCACUAUCCCUGUCACCAGUGAAAAGCCUGAAUGGUUAUUUUGCCGCUCCGGGACAGAGAACCCCCAUGUUUUUCUGAACCAAGGCAAAUUUCUCCAUGCCAUAUUCACCAGGAAAGGCUAUCAUCCAGAGAAGCCUGAGAAUCUGUCUUGUAUAGCUGUUCAGGACAAAACGGUCAUCUCUCGAAACAUCAGCUGUUCGUGGGAACCAGGACGUGAAAGCCAUUUGCAUACAACAUACACACUGUAUGUUAAAGUCACUGUCAGCCAUCAGACCUUUAAUACGUCAACAGAUAAAAGCAGUGCCAAAGUGACUCUGGAGAUUUUCCCCAAUCAUAUGACACUGGAAAUCUGGGUGGAGGCAAAGAAUGAACUGGGAACAGUGGAGUCUGAGCAUCUUAGAGAAGAUGCCGGCUGGUUUGUUAAAACAAACCCUCCAUCAGAUGUCAAAGUCUUUUCAGAAAAAAGUUUUCCUACCUCCCUGCUUAUAAACUGGACUCAACCUAUUGCUAAAGAACAUAUCAAAUUAACAUAUGAAAUCAGAUUCUGCCCAAAUGGAUCUCAGAGUUGGACUUAUGUACCGCUUGUGGACACUGCUAAGGACAUACAGUCCUUCAGACUCCAGAAGCUUCGACCAGACACAGUCUAUGUCACUCAAGUACGCUGCAAAAAUGCUGAAGAAGGCCACGGUUACUGGAGCGACUGGAGUACCAAUGCUACCAAAAGAACACCAGAGGACCGACCAACAAGUAAACCGGAUUUAUGGCUGUCGAACAAGAGUGACAGCGUGAAUGGACGACAAGUGACAUUUAUCUCUAAGGAUCCCGUGUUUCCCAACGGGAGGAUAACAAGAUUUGACAUAAAUAUCAAAAAUGGAAGUAUGAUCUUGAAAAGAGUCCAGGUCAACGUGUCAGAGGCAGACCGCAGCUCUAGCCAGAGGAAAAUAACUGUCCUACAACUGGAUGACAGGGAUUCUAUUCAAGUGCGGAUCACUGCCAUCAAUUCUGUGGGGAAGUCUCCUGAGGCGUUUUUAGGCAUCCAUGAAAAAGUGCAUGAGCCUCCCGCAGUAGAGGGGCUUAAGGUUGAGCCCUGUGGUGCCCAGCUGUGUCUGGAAUGGAAACCCCCUCGCAGUGCAACAGAGUAUGUGGUGGAGUGGAUGGCCUAUGGUGAUCAGAUGGACUGGCAGAGGGAAAACAGAAGCACCAGACACACAGCCAUUAAAGGCAACCUUGAGAAGUUUGUUUGCUACAAAGUAUCUGUGUAUGCAAUAUACGCUGGGUGGAUUGGGAAGCCAGCAAUUGUAGAAGCCUUUCUAGAGCAAGGAGCUCCGUUGGAAGGCCCAUCUGUUAGACUGAAGGGUACACCAGGACGUAAUGGGGCUGAGCUGGUGUGGGAGGAGAUUCCCAAAAACAGACGACAAGGUUUCAUCACAAAUUACACAAUUUGUUACACAAAUGGGAUUAAAAGAUAUGACAUAAUAGUUCCAGGUAACACCACCUCAUACACUCUGACGUCACUGUCUCGCAACACCAAGUAUGACGUUUGGAUCAAGGCUUCGACUAUCGCAGGCUCAGCAAAUGGCUUUAACCACUCAUUUACCACUCUGAAAUAUGGACCCGGAGAGAUCGAGGCCAUCGUGGUAGGAGUGAGCCUUGGCUUCCUGUUUAUUGUUCUCAUGACCAUGCUGCUGUGUUUCUACCAAAAAGAUGUGCUAAAGGAGAACUGUUGGCCUCAGAUCCCAAACCCUGGAGAGAGCACCAUUGGAAACUGGUCACCUGAUUAUCCUUUGAAAGCAGAGACACCAAAGGAGAACUGUCUGUCUGGCAUUAGUGUGCUUGAUAUGGAUGUGUGUGAUGGAAAGUCUGUGUUUGAGGAGGACAAAACCAGUCUGCCUCUGAAGAAGGACAAGUAUCUGUCUGAGGAGCACAGCAGUGGCAUCGGAGGCUCCUCCUGCAUGUCUUCACCUCGCCAGAGUGUGUCUGACAGCGAUGAGGGCGGUGACAUCGCUGACACCACAGCCAACACUGUUCAAUACUCCUCUGUGGUGGCCUCAAAUGCUUACAAGGGUCAGAACCCAAACUCCCAAUCUCAGCAGGCCAUAUUUUCGCGGUCUGAAUCCACGCAGCCUCUGCUGGACUCUGAGGAGAACCCAGAUAUGUUGAUGCAAGAGGGCAGCAGACAGUCACAGCGUUUUCCCCGACAGUCCUGCUUUACACAUUCUGCAAGGAACCAAGACCAGCUGGAGAUGGAACAGCAGGAGGUUCUGGAGCCUCUGGACUUCUGUCCCCUGGAAGAGGACUCUGAGCAGAUUACACCUACAGAUGGUCAGUCUGCACUGGGCUCCAGCUACAUGCCUCAGCUGGGUGGUUACAGGCCACAGUAAGAACACAGAUAGACCUGACCUGUUUCAUCCAUGUCAGUGGUGCUGUGCCUUGGUUAGUGAAGAAGACUGUACUAGUUUUUCUUUUUAGCUUUUAACCAAGUAUAAAUAAAUAGUCAAAGGUGCUUUGGGACAUUAUAUUAAAGUGCCAGCUUUGCACUCACAUUGAAAAAUACACAGCCAUAUCUUUAUAGUAUCAUGAUUCCCUAAACGUGCUUUGAGCUAUACAGUAAAUGUCACAGUGCAUUUCAAAAUGUCUCUUAAACUUCUAAAUAUGACGAGUGUGAACCACCGCUUCAGGAGUGAUGGACUACAGUCAGCAGCCUCAGGGUGAAGCUGUCUCUGAUUUGUGUUUCUCUCCUGGCAGCCCAGUUUGACCAGUGUUUCCAGUUUGUUAACUGGGUAUUGUCAUUUCACAUAAAUGUUUUCAGCUCAAGUAUAUACACUGCACAUGAAGGUAAUCAACUGAUACAAGUUCACACUGACAUGUACAUACUGCUAAUGAGAUAUCAGUGUAUGUUCAAUAAAAAGUUUCAUUUUUACUGCCUUGGGAAGAAACAUGUAACGCAUGUCUAUGUAAUUCCUUUACUUUGUAAAUCAGUUGGCAUCACUUAGUUCAUGGAAACUGUUUCAUUUCAUUUGUAGAAGAAAACUGAUUGUGUUUACUUUGCCAGAGUAAACUGACAACUUCGACUUGUUUUCAGUGUUCCUACAAUACCCAUCAGUCACUGUGGAAGCUACAUUUCAGAGCAUGCACUGCUGUUUUCUCAUCUUCCAAUGUUCAAACACAAUAUUGAAUGUACAGCCACCAUACUGCUUCUCACUAUAAACCCUGCAAUCACAGCUGCUGUUGAUAACAUGGACUUCACUAACAUCAGUGCAAUCCUUUGUUAAAUUCAUAUCCAGCUGGUGAUGAUCAAUAGAUUUUUGUUAUUUCCAGACGAUGUGGCAUGCAGCUUUGAGUAAUUAUUGAGAAGCAACUGGACAAUGUGAUCAUUCACUCAGUGUGAUCACUGAUCUGGGUCAGUCCUGAGCUCUACAGCAACAACUCAUAAUGGCUUGCUUAACUGCUCUGACUUGUGUUGAGGACUGCAAAGUUCUUCUGGUCAAAAACAUCCAUGGGAUAAAGUAAGUGUCAUGUUACAUGAAAAUGUAACAUGACACAUGAGGUCAAGUAUUUCCUUACCUGCUGACAGUGAAGGAAGGUUUUUUCUGUAUUGAAAUGCUGUAAAUGAGUAUCACUAUAACAUUUGA